AGAUCGUGGCCGCCGACAUCGCGUCCGCGGCUGCCGCCACCGCCAGCCCCGACGGCCCCGAGGGCACCUUCGUGCAGCGGCAGCUGGGCGCCAUGCUGCAGCCGGCCGUCAACAAGUUCUCGCUCCGCAUGUUCGGCAGCCACAAGGCGGUGGAGAUCGAGCAGCAGAGGGUCAAGUCCGUCGGGUACUGGAUCAUCCAUCCCUACAGCGAUUUCAGGUUCUACUGGGACUUGAUCAUGUUGCUCCUCAUGGUUGGCAACCUCAUCAUCUUGCCCGUGGGCAUCACGUUUUUCAAGGAUGAGAACACCCCUCCGUGGAUCGUCUUCAACGUCCUCUCAGACACCUUCUUCCUGGCCGACCUGGUCCUGAACUUCCGCACGGGCAUCGUGGUGGAAGACAACACCGAGAUCAUCCUGGACCCUCACACCAUCAAGAUGAAGUACCUUAAGACCUGGUUCCUGGUGGACUUUGUCUCCUCCAUCCCCGUCGACUACAUCUUCCUCAUCGUGGACCUGGAGACCCAGGUGGACUCCGACGUCUACAAGACGGCGAGGGCGCUGCGCAUCGUCCGCUUCACCAAGAUCCUCAGCCUCCUGCGCCUCCUGCGCCUCUCCCGCCUCAUCCGUUACAUCCACCAGUGGGAGGAGAUCUUCCACAUGACCUAUGACCUGGCGAGCGCGGUCGUGCGGAUCUUCAACCUCAUUGGGAUGAUGCUCCUCCUCUGCCAUUGGGACGGCUGUCUCCAGUUCCUGGUCCCCAUGCUGCAGGACUUUCCUGAGGACUGCUGGGUCUCCAUCAACCACAUGGUGAAUGACUCGUGGGGCAAGCAGUACUCUCACGCCCUCUUCAAGGCCAUGAGCCACAUGUUGUGCAUCGGGUACGGGCAGCAGGCUCCUGAGGGCAUGACGGACGUUUGGCUCACGAUGCUGAGCAUGAUCGUGGGGGCCACCUGCUACGCCAUGUUCAUCGGCCAUGCCACCGCCCUCAUCCAGUCACUGGACUCCUCUCGCCGCCAGUACCAGGAGAAGUACAAGCAAGUGGAGCAAUACAUGUCCUUCCACAAGCUUCCGGGAGACACACGCCAACGGAUCCACGAGUACUACGAACACCGUUACCAAGGCAAGAUGUUUGACGAGGAGAACAUCCUUGGGGAGCUGAGUGAGCCUCUCAAAGAGGAAAUAAUCAACUUCAACUGCCGCAACCUGGUGGCCAACAUGCCGCUGUUUGCCAACGCUGACCCCAACUUUGUGACGGCCAUGUUGACCAAGCUGCGCUUCGAGGUCUUCCAGCCGGGGGACUUCAUCAUCCGGGAAGGCACCGUGGGCAAAAAGAUGUUCUUCAUCCAACACGGCGUGGUCAGCAUCCUGACUCGAGGCUCCAAAGAGAUGAAGCUCUCAGAUGGUUCCUACUUUGGGGAGAUCUGCCUCCUGACCCGCGGCCGGCGUACGGCCAGCGUGCGUGCCGACACCUACUGUCGCCUCUACUCGCUCUCGGUGGACAACUUCAAUGAAGUCUUGGAGGAAUAUCCCAUGAUGCGCCGGGCCUUCGAAACCGUCGCCAUGGACCGACUGGACCGCAUAGGUAAGAAGAACUCCAUCCUGCUGCGCAAGCGGGCCGAACACAGCUCCAGCUCUGUCAACCAAGAGAUCAUCCAGCAAAUCGUCAAGCACGACCAAGACAUGGCACACAACAUCCAAGAGCUGCAGCCAGUGGUGGCCGGGCGCGAGCUGAGCGGCAAAGCCGUGAUCUGGGAGCCCCUGGUGCACGCUCCGCUGCAGACCGCCGCCGCCACCACAAACGUCGCCAUUGCCUUGACGCACCAGCAGAGCCUCGCGGCUCACAUCUUCCUGCCCCCUUCUUCUGUAACCAGCCCUCUGUCCCCCGACGCCACGCUAUACCCUCGCCAGCCCCGGCGCUCCCAGCCCAGCUUGGCCGGCUCGCGCCCUUCUUCGGUCAGCUCUCCCGCUUCGGGGGCGCAGUCCCACUUACAGACGCCGGCGGUCGGGUCUCCGUCCUCCCCUAUGGUCCAGUGCCCGUCGCCCUUGGAAAGCACCGGCCCCCGUGGCGUUCCUCUCGGACCCCCCAUCCCGCAGCCCAUACAGAAAGCGGAAGCUGCCCCAAGCCAGCCUCAGCUCUCCAAGUCCCGCGGAGCCUCUGUCUCCACCUCGCUCCUGCAGCAGCCGGUGAGUGUUGCGGCCAUCCCGCCCGGACGGACUCUCCACUACAGCCUCUCGCGGGCCACCGGCUCCCACAUCUCUUUGUUUCUGCAGCCGCAGCAGCUGGUCAAACACCGCAGCACACAGGGCUUGUCGGCGGGCCGCCUCACCCAGGAUGUUAGGCCGCUCUCGGCCUCCCAGCCUUCCUUGCCGAACCGGCUCACCCAGCCGGCGGACAUGGGCCCCCCUCAGCAAGCCCGGAAGUCGGCCGGGAACCUGACGUACCGGUCGUCUCCUUCGGUCCCCGGGCUUCUAGCCAAGCCGGCCCCCGGCGCUGCCAGGCGUCCUGUUUCUCCCCAGCAGGCCGCUUCGGGGUCCAGCCGGUCCGGGAGCGGGCCCAGCACCCCGCAGUCGCCUGCCACCACGCCCCGCCACACAGCUGCCCCGUCCCGCAAAGGUUCUGUGGCGUUCAGCCCCGACGUGGACACUGGGAAAGCGAAGCUCACGUCCAAUAUGUGAGGCCGCAAGAGUCCAGGGCUGCACUUUCUGGUGUCGGAAGGUCAGCCUGUAGGAAAGGCAGGCCUGGGCGGGUGUGGGGGCCAGGAGGCCCGUCCAGAGAUAAGGAAACGGGUACUUGGGCAAUUUGCCACCAUCUCGGGGCAGGCUGUCCGCCUCGAACGUCGGCCUGAUGGGUCUCUGAGCCAUGACUGACUGGAGAAGGAGGGAGGGAGCUGUUUCCUCGAGGAAAGCCCAACGUCCCCACUGCCGCCAUCUUAGCUCCUUGCCAAAAGGCACCCGCCGAGCCCCGUGCCACACCUGCAGGGGGCAGGAAGCCAGGCCGCAAACCCCCUCAGCCACCCUUUGGUUGGGGACACAUGUCCUUGGGCCUCAUUUCUGCCCUGCCCACUUUGGACCUAUUAGUGCCUCCACACACCCAUUUCCAGGCUGCCCUUGACGGUGGGUUGUGUGGGCUUUGCCCCAUAUCGAAACCCCCACAGGGCCAGUGGGGCGAGGAGAGGCAGCAGAAGGGGUUCGCUUUUGAUAAAGCCUGGGCGCCCCGUUCCCUCAGCACAGCCUGUCUUUUUGAACGUGAAGGAAGAGGUGCGGAGAAGGCCAAACGACAGUCCCAGAAGUCUCCGGCCACACAAAAUCUGCCUCCGACGUCCAGCGCUGGGCGGUGACAACAUUGUGGACACUCCUGGAUGAGUGCCAUGCCCCCUUGUACCCUGUCUCUCCCCCUCCCUUGAGGGAUAUUUUUAACAAGGAGAUAUUUUAUCUGGUCCUACUUCUCUUCCCCAACCUCCCCAAGCCCGUUCUCAAUUUGUGCAAUAUGAGAUCUCAAGGUGUCUUGUGAGAGUGUGUGUAGCUGUAGAAACCCCGGUUCCAUGGGAGAGGGGAGGAAGGACACCCGUCCAAGUCCUUUGCCCCCCACAUCUGUCCGUCUCUUCUGUCCCGGAGACAAUGGGUUGGAAAUCCGAUUCUGAUCUUGCUACUACUGCCAUAAACUUAGCAGCUGGGCCAGGCGAUAGGGAGCCCCCCCUUAUACACACCUAUAAACCCCCUGUGUCUUCUUCCCAACCGAACUGGUUCAGGGACCACUCACUUGAAGGUGCAUCGAGGCCUACCUGGUAGGGCUGCACUGCAGACUUCCUCAGAGGAGUCUGCUUGGCAUUUUGAUCCCAGUUCCAUCUGGGGAAGGUGGCCUUAGAAAGCACCUGCCCCCUCUGCUUCCGAUUACCGUAACUACAAGUUCAUCCAUACUAAUGUUAGAAUCAUAGAAAUGUAGAAUUGGAAGGGACCCUGAGGGUCAUCUAGUCCAACCCCCUGCGAUGCAGGAAUCUCAACUAAAGCAUCCACGACAGACGGCCAUGUUGUAACGUAUAUAGGCAGUUUCUUGUGCCUCCGCCCAUUCUCUGUCAUCUGUAUGAUGCUCUCCUUCAAAUCACACUUUCCCUUCCUUCAAAAUCCCGAUUCAGGGAGGGGGAAGUGUGAUUUGGAGGAGAACCGACGACGGAGCAUGAAUGGGGGUCCAGGAAGCUGAUGAUCCACAUUCAACGGCUGUAGGGAGGGCCCCAGAAACUUAUGUACUUCUCCCUGGUUGCCUUUACUGUAGCUCUGUCACUCGAUUGAAGGUACUUUUGCCUAUCUGAUUUAGAUGAUUCACCGGUAAAUUAAUCAACAAAAUCUGCACACAUUGCCUGCAUAUCAACAAGGGGGAAAAAUCAUUCAUAUAUACAUACAUAUACAUAUGCGCACAGUAUACAGUUGUAUCCAAAGUUCUGUCAGCGCAAUGAUUUCUUUUUCUGCAACAGAACAUUCUCCCCCAUGCCUCCCACCACAAAUCUGUUCUAUGGGGUUAACGUUAACCCAGCCCUCUGGAGUAGAUGUGGGGAUAGCAUGGGUCACACACAGUGGGGAAGAACCAUGGGGAGUUCUGUGCUAAUAGAAUGAGCAUGAGUUAGAAUUUGUCUCAAACUCCAAUCUGUUAAUCCGGGGCUGGAGAACCUGCCCUGCCCUCCUGGUGUUGCCGGACUCCAACUCCCACAAUCCCUGAGCGUUGGCCAUGCUGUUUGGAGCUGAUGGGAGCUGGAGUCCUAGAAUAUCUGGAGGACCAGUGGCUGAGGAAGGGGGUACGGGGGUGUGGUCCGCCCUGGGUGUCAUCACUGGGGUGUGUGUGACAAAACGAGUUUAAAAAAUAAUAAUAAAUUGGGCUCAUGGAACUUUUUAGGAGUUCUGCUGUUUGGAGCUGAUGGGAGCUGGAGUCCUAGAAUAUCUGGAGGACCAGUGGCUGAGGAAGGGGGUACAGGGGUGUGGUCCGCCCUGGGUGUCAUCACUGGGGUGUGUGUGACAAAACGAGUUUAAAAAAUAAUAAUAAAUUGGGCUCAUGGAACUUUUUAGGAGUGACGUGGUGGCUUAGGCCCCUGUAGGUUCUGUGCUGCCUGAAACGGCAGCAUGGGACUUACGUCUGCUUACCGCCUCUGCCUCAGCUGCCCUACAGCUGAGGUGGAGGCGGCGGAGAGGCGCCAAGCGUCAGAGAGGCUUGCCCCGCCCCCUGGGUGGAUCGCCCCGCCCCCAUGGGCAGGACACGCCCCCACACCAGGCACCCGAGUGACUAGCUAUGCUGCUGUGGAGGACCACAUACAUUCCUGAUCUCUGGAUUAAUCGGAUGAAAUGAUUUAAACGUUUCGGACUGAGUAAAGAUUCUAAUUCCAUUUCAAUACAGGCAUUCCCAUUCUACACUCAUACUCAUAUUAAUAUUAUCUUAAAAGAGGCACUCCCCUUUUACUCUUCAUGUCAGGAGGGAAUACCUCUUCUAAAAAGCCAACUUCUGUGACCAGUACAGGCACUGUAUCCAACUUUACACCUACUCACAGUAGACCCAUACAGGGCGAUUCUCUUUCGUCCAUCGGUUUUCAGUUGGGUCUUCUCUAAGAAGAACCCACCCUCUAGCAAACAAAGUAAGCUUUUACUAUUCAAAGCUAUUGUGUUAAAGAGGCAGAUUUGUGCAGAUUUAAUUGAUUUGUGCAGAUUUGAUGGAUUUUUGCUAUUUCUUUAAUCAAGUGACAGCCCUACUUUGUUUUCCUUUUGGUUAUUUUAAAAAGUAUUUUUUAAUUGGAUUUUACUCAUAUAACCCGAAUAACAAAAUAGAAUUUCAUGAAACAAA
Molecule: messenger RNA, 5820 nt
Organism: Podarcis muralis (Common wall lizard)
Lineage: Eukaryota; Metazoa; Chordata; Lepidosauria; Squamata; Lacertidae
Gene: HCN3
Product: hyperpolarization activated cyclic nucleotide gated potassium channel 3
Biological process (GO): regulation of membrane depolarization; sodium ion transmembrane transport; potassium ion transmembrane transport
Cellular component (GO): membrane; axon; dendrite
Molecular function (GO): voltage-gated potassium channel activity
Source: RefSeq, a predicted model, not a curated record